UAGAUAACAACGCACGAGUAAAGGGGGAUUCUCUAACGCGUUAUAAAUAUUGUACGAGGCCGCAUACAAAGCGUCACACUUCGAUUCCGCGCCGCUCACUCCGUACCAGACAUCUCCGGAGGCAGUGUAGUGAUCCAUUAGGUGUACGCUCCACGUAAACGAUUUUCAAUUAGCAGAAAUGGCCCAAGAGACACCGUUAUGGCUGAACACCCACUUCGCGGAGAGGAUACUGCGAUUGGCAGAGGACAACACUACGAUCACGGUGACCGAUAUAUUUAUGAAACCGGCCACUAGCAAAGGUGAUAACUACACCAGCGAUAUGAUGAGGGUGUCCAUUGAGUUCACGCGUGUUCAGGAUGGGGAGAGGGUGAAGGAUAAGAAGUCGCUCAUAUUCAAAUUCGAGCCGAUAGAAGAGGGAGUGCGCAGAGAUUUGAUCGAGAAGGUCCAAAUAUUCGACACCGAGAUGACAAUGAUGAUGGACACCCUGAAGAAGAUGAACGACAUGUUGGGCCCCGAAUCUCGUCUCGGAGCGGAAGUCUAUCACGUACGGAUGGAACGACCGUUGUGUUUGAUAAUGGAGGACCUCGCACCCCUCGGAUUUCGCAUGGCUGACCGCCAAGCUGGUCUUGACCUACAACACUGCCUACUAGCGGUACGAGGACUGGCGAAAUUCCACGCCAGUUCGGUGGUGCUAUGCGAAAAGGAACCGAAACAUAAGGAGCGCUAUAGAAGGGGUAUAUUCUCCGAUGAGUUCCCAGAUGAGGUGACUGCAUUCUUCAUCGGCGGAUGCGCGGCUUUGGCUGCGGAAAUGAAAAACUGGCCAGGCGAAUGGACGAUUUACAGAGAGAAACUUGAGGCGCUCGCUCCGCAUUUGUUCAAGCUUGGCUCGAAAACGCUACAGCGUCGCGACGACGAAUUCAACGUAAUCAAUCACGGUGACAGCUGGGUAAACAACAUGUUGUUCCGGUACGAUGAGAACUCGAAGCCAGUCCAGCAUAUUUUCGUCGACUUCCAAAUGUGCGUCUACACAACGCCAGCGAUCGAUCUGCAUUACUUCCUGUCCACCAGCCCUUCGGACACUAUUUACGAGAACAAUUUGGACAUGCUGGUGGAGGAGUACGUGCGCACGUUGUCCACCAUGAUGAAACAAUUGGGCAGCAAAACAAAGCCGCCCACCUUAGAGGAUAUCAAGAGAGUGAUGAAAGAACGCGAAGCGUACGCGCUGAUAUCCUCGAUUACAGUCCUGCCAGUAAUCCUGGUGGAUAAGAGCGAAGCGAUGGAUAUCGACGAAAUGAUGCAUCCCGAUGGCGUGAAUAAUCCUGGAUAUAGGAGCCCGAUUUAUCAGAAAGUAAUGGCCAAGAGAUUUCCAAAAUUUUUGAAAGCGGGAUUGUUGGAGAUUCCAGCUUAAGACAUUCGUGACGAUAAAAUACACCAACUUUCCUGGAAUUUCUUUCUUUGAAUGAAAGAUUAAACGACAACCGGCGAGAGCUAUUCGCUGAAUUUGAGUUUGUCGUAGAUUGUAGAAUCGCGACAACCAUGCAAAUCGUAUUGGCGCCUAGUUGAGGAUCCAGUUUGUGACACGAUAGGCAUAAUUUUCGGUAGAAUGUUGACUGUUUAUUGAAAAUUGUACGAUACGGAGUAAAGAACUUCGGUACUUGUAAGAAAGACCAAUGACAAACUGUUGUCUGCGCAAAGAGGAUUUUAGAUAAUUAUUAUUAUCAAUCAACGCGAUAGUAUAAAUUGAACGACACGGUCGUAGAAUUAUGUAUGACUAGGCUCGAUAUAUUAUCGAAACGGGUACGAAAUUAAAAAGAGAGAACGUUAUGGUCUCGAGAAAUCGUUAGGCGAAAUUUAUUCCUCAAUUUCACGCUAACAUUUAGAGCUGCACUUCGUAAACUUUGUUCGUCAUCUUUUCGUAGGACGAUAUUAUGGACAUCGGUUGUAACAAAUUCGUGGUUAAUGUAAAUUUAAUUUGAUUAGAAAGUAAUACGUUGUUAUCGACAGAAACACUAAUCCGAUUUUUAUUAACAAGCACUGUAUAAGUACAUUUUUUAAAUUUUCAAAGUACUAAAGAAUUGUUUCGUGUUUAAGAAAAGCAAAACGUGAAUCAAUGCAAAUAAAUUACAACGAACAAUA
Molecule: messenger RNA, 2136 nt
Organism: Hylaeus volcanicus
Lineage: Eukaryota; Metazoa; Arthropoda; Insecta; Hymenoptera; Colletidae
Exons: 6
Coding region: 179-1408 (409 amino acids)
Source: RefSeq, a predicted model, not a curated record